AUGUCUGGUCAUGGUAAAGGAGGGAAGGGUCUAGGCAAAGGAUGCGCUAAGCACCACAGAAAGGUGCUCUGGGAAAACAUCCAGGGAAUCACAAAAAAAAAACAUCUGACGUUUGGCCCACAGAAGGGUGUCAAGUGUAUCUCCAGACUCAUCUAUGAAGAUACCUGCAGAGUGAUCAUAGUCUUCUUAGAGAAUAUAAUUCGCAAUGCCUUCACCUACCCUGAGCAUGGCAAGAGGAAGACUGUCGCCAUCAUGGAUGUCUUCUAUGCUCUCAAAUGCCAGGGGAGCACUUUCUAUGGAUUCAGGCGAUAA
Rana temporaria (common frog) is the source of this 312-nucleotide messenger RNA. Its product is annotated as histone H4-like. The record is from RefSeq and is a predicted model, not a curated record. The transcript has a single exon. Bases 1 to 312 code for a protein of 103 amino acids. Gene Ontology annotation, molecular function: DNA binding; protein heterodimerization activity; structural constituent of chromatin. Gene Ontology annotation, biological process: nucleosome assembly. Lineage: Eukaryota; Metazoa; Chordata; Amphibia; Anura; Ranidae.